AUGUCCAAUCCAGUUAAAAAAGGGAGACAAGGAGAAAAACUGCCCCUGAAAUCCAAAGGAAUCCAAAGCAAGGGAUCUCAUGAUCUCAGGAGGCUUCAGUCUCUGCUUGCCAAAAGCAUUCCCAGACAAGAGGUGGCAGCGUUGAGUCACAGUAAAGCACGCAGCAGAGGAGCCAGCAGACCUCAAGGCCUGCAUCCUCCUAAAGACACUAACAGACAGAGGAGUGAGAGCGACGUCGCCAGUGAGGCCUCGGAACUGGAAAAAUUCAGCAUCACAUACAGAGACCAAAGAUGCUUCAGCAGCCACCCGAUGCAUAAACUCUUCUCUGACAUUCUUGCAUCUUUGGUCAAGAACAGACUCUGCAGUGAAUGGAUUGAUCAUGCGCUGCCCGAGUCUGUCCUCAGAGUUCUGAUCUGCUUACGAUUAUUGCUCAGAGAUCCCCACCAUCAGAAAAUCCUCCAUCAGCUCCGAGGCAUUCAUUUACUUGCCAGGUAUAUGGAGCGUGUCACUGCCGCGUAUGCAUCUUGCGGCGAACAGGCGUUUGCUGUGCAGAAGCUGGUCACAAUGACCUACAUGUUUCAGAAGCUGUCUGCUGUCGAGGGUCAAAGGGUCUGGGUCAUCGAGAGCGGCGCUCACAUGACGCUGGUGAAGCUCCUCUCCACAACAGAAAGCAGUGUGCUGCUGGGAGCCCUGCUGGCAAUCACCACUUUGGCUGAGAGCCCAGAAUGCAAGCAGGAGAUUGGCCAGCUGCCCAUAGUGGAGAAUCUACUUGUAAUACUGCAGGAAUAUGACCUGCUGUCAAAGAGGAUGAGUGCGGAGCUGCUGAGGCUCCUGUCCCCGGUGAGCCAGGUGAGGGACCAGGUGAGGGAGCUGGAGGGUCUGCCCGUGCUGCUGAGCUUGCUGUACGGUCAGCACCUGAAGCUGCUGUGGAGCAUCGCCUGGGUCCUGGUCCAGCUCUGCGAGGAUCCCGACACCAGGACGGAGAUCCGGAGCUGGGGCGGGGUGCAGCAGCUUCUCCGGCUGCUCAACAAUGACAGGCAGUACGUCUGUGACCGCUCGUCCAUCGAGAUGCUCUCCAGCGCCAACGCAGCCGGACGCAUUGACAGAGAGCUCAUCAGAGAGGAGCUCAGCCCACAGGAGGAGGUGGACAACACUGUGGCCCUGCAGUCAGCCUGCUGCACAGUUCUGACUGAGCUUUGUCUGGAUGACACAUCUGCUCACCACAUUGUGCAGGAAAAUGGGGUUUAUAUCGUCUCAAAGUUGAUUUUACCACAAAACUCUGGACCAAAGGUCACAUCUUUACAGUGCUAUGCGUUUCGGACCCUUCGGUUUCUUUUUAGCGUGGAGAGAAACAGACAUCUGUUUAAAAGACUCUUUCCCACAGACCUCUUUGAGUUGUUUAUUGAUGUUGGACAUUAUGUACGGGACCUCGCGGCCUACGAGGGACUGCAAACCAAAGUUUCACUCUACACUGAAGAGGAACUGGACAGCCUGAGAGAGGGCAUCGAGGCUGUGGACCAGAACCGACCUCCCCUUAAAGUCAUCAACGGUUACUCCAUCCUGGACCAUCUGGGCACCGGUGCCUUUGGAAGCGUCUUUAAGGUCCGAAAGCAGAGUGGCCAGAACCUCCUGGCUCUGAAGGAAGUGAACCUCCAUAACCUGGCGUUUGGCAAAGACAAGAAGUCCAGAGACAGCAACGUGGAGAAAAUCAUCUCGGAGCUCACGAUUGUCAAAGAACAGAUGACACACCCAAACAUUGUUAAAUACUACAAGACUUUUUUGGAAGGCGACAAGCUGUACAUCGUGAUGGAGCUGAUCGAGGGAGUGCCGCUGGCUGAACAUUUCAACUCUCUCAAUGAGAAGCAGCAGAAGUUCACAGAAGACAGACUUUGGAAUAUAUUCAUACAGAUGUGUCUGGCAUUGAGGUACCUGCACAAGGAAAAGAGAAUAGUCCACCGAGACCUCACACCAAACAACAUCAUGCUGGGGGAAAAGGACAAAGUCACCAUCACCGACUUUGGCCUAGCGAAGCAGAAACUGGAGAACAGCAAGCUAACGUCAGUGGUCGGCACCAUCCUUUACUCCUGUCCAGAGGUGGUGAAGAACGAGCCGUAUGGAGAGAAAGCCGACGUCUGGGCUUUGGGCUGCAUCCUCUACCAGAUGGCUGCUUUACAGCCUCCGUUCAACAGCAGUAACAUGCUGUCGCUGGCCAGCAAGAUUGUCGAGGCCGUCUACGAGCCGAUUGAAGAAGGAGCUUUCUCAGAGAGAGUCAAGGACAUGAUCAGAUGGUGUUUGUGUCCAGAUGCAGACCGGCGGCCGGACAUCGUGGCCGUCAGCUCCAGGAUCUCCGACCUCAUGAUGAGGCUGAUGGACGGCCUCCACACUUCUCAGAAUGCACUGGAACGAAGAGCAGAGAGAGACAGGAAGCGAGCGCAGAAGUACUUCCUGGAGAGGCACAAAAGCAGGACGGACUGCUGUCACUCGAACCCGUCUCAGGAAAAAUCCUUCAUGAAUACUGAAUCUCCAACUCCUCGCUCUCCUGCAACCUGCAGUUCAAACCACAGCUUGCAGAGCAUCAGUCAAGAUGAUGCCUCAGAUGCUGAUGUAGAACCAUGCGAUUUAAAGUCCAGUGCCUGCAACACACCGGACCAAAUUCAAUCUGGUGUGUUUGCUUCUGCUCUUACUUCAGUGUCAGCAGGGAUCUGCGUCUCCCAGAAGAAGGUUCGGCAGAUUGAUGAUCCCAUUCAGAGGCUCCUCGUGCAGCUGCACAACAUUAUAUACAUCACUCAGCUUCCACCGGCUCCUCAUCACAACAUUAAACGCCGGGUCAUUGAAAGAUUUAAAAAGUCUCUGUUCCACUUUGGGAGCGAUCCAUACGACCUCAAAGUGGAGCUCAGCAAGCUCCUCCAUGCCUCUCCAGAACUGAUGGAGUUCAGCACAAACAGUUCAGACUGGUGUCCUCUGGUCCACCACUUCACUGCUGACAGCACCGGUGAUGGGAAUCUCAAAGAUGGAGUCACCUAUCAGCAGAUGCAGGGGAUCAUAGAGGAGCUGCUGGAGGAGAACAACUACUACCAAGCAACACACAAUAGGAUCUCAGAGAAAAGAAAUGAGCAAGAAAACAAGUGA
Messenger RNA from Anarrhichthys ocellatus (wolf-eel), 3129 nucleotides. RefSeq names its product NIMA-related kinase 10 (gene nek10). The coding region runs from base 1 to 3129 and encodes 1042 amino acids. Gene Ontology annotation, molecular function: ATP binding; protein binding; protein serine/threonine kinase activity. Lineage: Eukaryota; Metazoa; Chordata; Actinopteri; Perciformes; Anarhichadidae. The record is from RefSeq and is a predicted model, not a curated record. The transcript has 34 exons. Gene Ontology annotation, biological process: protein phosphorylation; positive regulation of MAP kinase activity; regulation of cell cycle G2/M phase transition.